This is a messenger RNA of Hipposideros armiger (great roundleaf bat), 2804 nucleotides long. RefSeq names its product cerebral endothelial cell adhesion molecule (gene CERCAM). Bases 323 to 2278 code for a protein of 651 amino acids. The transcript has 18 exons. The record is from RefSeq and is a predicted model, not a curated record. NCBI's taxonomy places the organism in Eukaryota, Metazoa, Chordata, Mammalia, Chiroptera, Hipposideridae.
GGGAGGGAGCCCAGGCGGGCUUCCUGGGCACCUAUCUGCCGAGCUGCACCCAGGACCAGAAGCGGGGCAUGGGCUCCUCCUUUGGCUGGGAUCCUGGGCUCCCUUGGCCACACAGCAGGACAGGGGCCCAGAGAGCCCCCAACCCAGGCGACGUGAAGCUGGCAGCUGGCAUGUAUUCCACAUUACCUGGAGAAUGAGGACUUUGGCCCCAUAGAACAGCAGCUUCAAACGUAAGCCUGUAUCAGAAUCACCAGGAAGACUCCUCGCUUUAACCUCCACUCGCAGUUUCUGACUCAAUAGGAAUUCUUGCAAUACGGCCCCAAUGAGGACCCGAGGCUCAGGGAAAAGGAGCUGCCUGAGGACCGGAGCGGUGCCGGUGCCGGCGACUGAGGCGAGGGCGAUGACGCACGGGGGACGCCAGACUCGGGCCGCAGCAGGAUGGCGCCCAGCCGGGCGGGGGCUGCUCCCGGGUUGUGUCUGGAGCAGGUCUCCGGGUCCUGGCCCUGCGGUGCCCCUGGCCGAGGAAAAGACACUUGAGAACUCCCGUAUAGGGGUUGCAGGCGUCGCGCAGCCGCCGCCGCCCGCGGUGGUCCUUGCCAUCCUGGCCCGCAAUGCGGAACACUCGCUACCCCACUACCUGGGCGCGCUGGAGCGGCUGGACUACCCCCGGGCCCGGUUGGCCCUCUGGUGUGCCACGGACCACAAUGUGGACAACACCACGGAGAUGCUGCAGGAGUGGCUGGCUGCUGUGGGCGAUGACUAUGCAGCCGUGGUCUGGAGGCCCGAGGGAGAGCCCAGGUACUACCCAGACGAAGAGGGUCCCAAGCACUGGACCAAAGCAAGGCACCAGUUUCUGAUGGAGUUGAAGCAGGAAGCCCUGACCUUUGCCAGGGGCUGGGGGGCUGACUAUAUCCUGUUUGCAGAUACAGACAACAUUCUGACCAACAACCAGACGCUGCGGCUUCUGAUAGAGCAGGGGCUACCCGUGGUGGCCCCAAUGCUGGACUCCCAGACCUACUACUCCAAUUUCUGGUGUGGGAUCACUCCUCAGGGCUACUACCGCCGCACAGCCGAGUACUUCCCCACCAAGAACCGUCAGCGCCGGGGCUGCUUCCGGGUCCCCAUGGUCCAUUCUACUUUCCUGGUAUCCCUACGGGCAGAGGGGGCAGCCCAGCUCGCCUUCUACCCCCCUCACCCCAACUACACCUGGCCCUUCGACGACAUCAUUGUCUUCGCCUACGCCUGUCAGGCUGCUGGGGUCUCGGUUCACGUGUGCAAUGAGCACCGUUAUGGGUACAUGAACGUGCCGGUGAAGUCCCACCACGAGCUGGAGGACGAGAGGAUCAACUUCAUCCACCUGAUCUUGGAAGCGUUAGUGGACGGGCCUCCCAUGUGGGCCUCGGCUCAUGUGUCCCAGCCCCCAAAGAGUCCCACCAAGAUGGGGUUUGAUGAGGUCUUUGUCAUCAGCCUGGCCCGCCGGCCAGACCGCCGUGAGCGCAUGCUGAGCUCGCUCUGGGAAAUGGAGAUCUCUGGGCGGGUAGUGGAUGCUGUGGAUGGCCGGACACUCAACAGCAGUAUCAUGAGGAGCCUCGGUGUGGACCUGCUCCCUGGCUACCAGGACCCCUAUUCGGGCCGCACGCUGACCAAGGGUGAGGUGGGCUGCUUCCUGAGCCACUACUCCAUCUGGGAGGAGGUGGUUGCCAGGGGCCUGGCCCGAGUCGUGGUGUUUGAGGACGACGUGCGUUUUAAGAGCAACUUCCGGGGGAGGCUGGAGCGGCUGAUGGACGAGGUGGAGGCAGAGAGACUUCCGUGGGACCUGAUCUACCUCGGCCGGAAGCAGGUGAACCCUGAGGAGGAGGUUGCCGUGGAGGGGGUGCCACACCUGGUGGUGGCUGGGUACUCCUACUGGACACUGGCAUAUGUCCUGAGUCUGGCGGGCGCCCACAAGCUGCUGGCCUCCCAGCCCCUGCGCCGGAUGCUGCCUGUGGAUGAGUUCCUGCCCAUCAUGUUUGACCAGCACCCCAACGAGCAGUACAAGGCACACUUCUGGCCCCGGGACCUGCGGGCCUUCUCUGCGCAGCCGCUGCUUGCUGCCCCUACUCACUACGCGGGGGAUGCGGAAUGGCUCAGCGACACGGAGACAUCCUCACCCUGGGACGACGACAGCGGCCGCCUCAUCAGCUGGAGAGGCUCUCACAAGACCCUGCGCGGCCCCCACCCGAACCUGGCUGGCAGCAGUGGGCACAGCCUCCAUCCCCACCACAGGGAUGAGCUCUAGGUCCAGGUGGUGAUUCCAGAAGAGUUCCCAGGAGCAGGCCACAGCUGUCCAGGGAGCGGAGUUGGAGAUUGCUGGCAGGAGCUGCCACUAGGAACCACAGACCCAGUAGAGACCUGGCCGCCACCUUAGGCAUGGUCACUCUGCCCUCUGGCCCCAUCUUACAUCAGGAGAAACCACUCAGAGAUGGGUCCCCUUCCCCAAGGUCAUGUAGCGAAAGGGCAGGGCUGGCAGCUCUUACCCUGCUGGGCCGACUCAGCCUGGGGUGGAGGGAAGGAAGGAGGCGCCACAGUCUUCUGUUUCAAGCUGGGCAGACACAGGAGCCCUGCCCUCCCUGAGGACCCAGCUGCUGGGACCCCUCCCCCCCUUCUACCUCCACCUUAGUCCCCCUGCCCCAAACUGGAUACCUGGGUUUCACCUGCCAGGGUUCACCGUCUUCCCUGGCCAAUGGGAAGUGCAGGGAGGUGGGAGGUGGACCCAGCAUACAGUAGGUCCUCAAUAAAAGCCGUUUGCACUUUAUAUUUUUUAA